Molecule: messenger RNA, 6195 nt
Organism: Pyricularia oryzae 70-15
Lineage: Eukaryota; Fungi; Ascomycota; Sordariomycetes; Magnaporthales; Pyriculariaceae
Product: kelch-domain-containing protein
Exons: 4
Coding region: 802-5316 (1504 amino acids)
Biological process (GO): regulation of cell shape
Molecular function (GO): protein binding
Source: RefSeq, a predicted model, not a curated record
UGAAGAUCCGAUCCUGUGCUGAUGGUACCGGUAGUAGGUAAGGUGAAUUGGCACUUGGGAAGAAGCCGCGAAAGGGACCGAUUUUGCUUCUGUCCGACUUUGCUUCUUUAGCAAUUGUGUACUCUGUCAAAGCUUAUCCUUUCUUCUUUAUUUGCAUCCCUGCUUUUUUUCUUUCUCUUUGACAAUGAGCAGUUAAUUCCCCUAUUGCCCGACUUUGCAUGCUUGCUCUGGAUUUCUGGGUCCAUUAAUUGUGUGUCCCUGUAAUUCCAGUCUCCAUCGCUGCGGUAGCACUACGAACACCACCCUCUGAGGGACGAAAAAAAAAAUCGGGAGGUCGAACUUUCAGACAGACACCAAUCCCAAAAAAGGAUACAGCGGCGCACACGCCGCAGCAACAACGACCAACCCGUCUCCACCACCGAUGCUCUCCCAGCCAUCUCCAACCUCGUGGCACGGCUUCUCCUACCUGUCAUCUUCUCUUUUCCAUUCUUCAAUUCGGGCUUGACAGAUCCGACAUCACGGCCCGACCGCACAGUACUGCCUCCGACACGACAAUUAAUUGGCAGCUUUGAUUUGGGCGCUACCCCUUUUUUCGCGCAUACGGCCCCGAUCAGACUCUAAUCCGGGUAGCAGCCGCCCAAACGCUCGACAUCACACAUCUCGUCGCCCUCUACCUGACAUAUUGCGAACGCAUCGAUCCUUGAGUACGGCGCGAAGCCGAAUGACCAGUGCCUCGAUUGGCAUCGGGUCUGGACGAGCGACACCGCCACUGGGCUCUUUGCCACCGGACAUCUGCCCAACAUGUCAUUUCUGUUCAAGUCGAAGAAGAACCAGGAGAGAUCUCUGUCGAGUCGCGAUGGGCCGCCACAAUCAUCCAACAGCUCCAUCCAGAGCACCGCUGCUCGAGUAGCGCGAGAGGAGAAGAACGCGUUGCAGAGGUCCACCCCGACAGGAAGCCUGCACUCGCUCGAUAAUGAGGGUAGCGUAAGCAGUCCGGAUCAGGGCUAUGGGAGACGUCCGCAAACUGCGCCGAAUGAGCAGGGGCUGGGAACACCUCCCAGUGAUCUUCCGUUCCGCAAUGGAGGCCAACCGCAGCCGGCGCCGCAGCAGGUGUCGAGCCCGAAUUCGAACUUGUACCCGUGGACGCAGCGCAGGCUCAACUACACCACUUCUCACCCCAGCCCAUUUCCACGAUAUGGCGCUGCGGUCAACUCGACUUCAUCGAAGGAGGGUGACAUAUAUGUUAUGGGAGGACUUAUCAACAGCGCAACGGUCAAGGGCGACCUGUGGAUGAUAGAAGCUGGGGGCAAUCUCUCCUGCUACCCGCUAUCUACAACCGCGGAGGGCCCCGGGCCAAGAGUAGGGCACGCAAGCUUGCUAGUAGGCAAUGCUUUUAUCGUCUAUGGAGGAGACACAAAGAUUGAUGAAGCAGACGUUUUGGACGAGACAUUAUACUUGCUAAACACUUCUACUCGGCAAUGGUCCAGGUCUCUGCCAGCGGGGCCACGACCCUCCGGUCGUUACGGACACUCACUUAAUAUUCUUGGAUCAAAGAUAUACAUAUUUGGCGGUCAAGUUGAGGGAUACUUCAUGAACGACCUCGCUGCUUUCGACUUGAACCAACUGCAGAUGCAAGACAACCGAUGGGAGAUGCUCUUACAAAACAGCGACAGUGGCGGCCCUCCCGUGGGCACGGUGCCUCCAGCAAGGACCAACCACACAAUGAUUACCUACAACGACAAGAUGUACCUAUUUGGUGGUACCAACGGCUUCCAGUGGUUCAACGAUGUCUGGUGUUACGACCCAGCGAGCAACUCCUGGUCUCAGCUUGAUUGUAUAGGCUACAUCCCGAUUCCUCGAGAAGGGCAUGCUGCGUCUUUGGUCGAUGAUGUUAUGUAUAUCUUUGGAGGGCGUACCGAAGAGGGCGCCGAUUUGGGAGAUCUGGCUGCGUUCCGCAUUACCUCUCGUCGUUGGUACACCUUCCAGAACAUGGGGCCCUCCCCCUCUCCACGGUCCGGUCAUAGCAUGACCACUGUUGGAAAAGCCGUUGUCGUAGUCGGAGGAGAGCCAAGCACGGCGGCGACCGCAGUAAACGAUCUAGGCCUGAUCUAUAUGCUCGACACCACCAAAAUCAGGUACCCGAACGAUUCGCAGAUACAGGCCAACCAGCGCCAGCAGGGCACCAGGCGGCCAAGCACCAGCAAUUCCAACGAAGCAGGCGGCAUGCAGGUAGCAAAUCGCGCCUUGCCGUUGAGAGAGGGGUCUCAGGGUCCUCCAGAGAAGAGGAUGAUGGCCCCACGAGAGGCUGGAGCGGUGCAGAGUCCUCCGAACGGAGUUCGAGGCCCGAAUGGCACUACCGAUGCAUCGAAGCUGCCCCGAGCCGCUGGUGCGCCACCCAACAACACACAACCUCAAGGACCACCCCAGAAGCCGGCGGUGAACACCGUCGCUGCCCCGAGAUCUCGCAACACAUCCCGGGAUAGGGCAGAUAUGGUUGUGUCACCAGUGACGCCGAUACAGAACGCGUCGCCUGUGAUACCGGACAAUACGAAGAUGGUGGACCUCCCUACUAAUGGUCGGCGUACACCUACUAGCCAAGGUGCUGGCCCAAAAGCGGCCACGGCACCCAAGUUAGAGCCUGUAGUGGAGACGCCAAAGCCUGCGCAAGCACGCUCGAUUAAGUCGCAAGGGUCGGUGGAUAGCUCUACGGACCCUGGGCUCAAAGCCGCGGCCGUUAGGGCGGCAUCACCGCCACCACCAACGCGACAAAACAGUAACCCGAAUCGCAGGUCAUCAAACAGGAACUCCCAGACCGUGGUACUGCUCAAGGAGCUUGACAUGGCUAGGAACAGGAAUGCUUGGUACGCUUCUGAGCUGGAACUGGCACGGAAGGCUGGAUAUACGCCCAAUGCAUCGAUGAGCCCUGUGUUCGAACGGGGUGCCGCGGAGACUUUUGAUGACGAGGACAAGCCUUUGAUUGAGGCUCUGUUGGCCAUGCGCCAAGAGCUAGCCAAUGUCCAGAUAUCGGUGGACAAACAGGCUGUGCUCGCCGCUAAGCAGAUCGCAGAAGCUGAGAAGCAGAGAGACGCCGCGAUUCAGGAAGCAGUAUACGCGAAAGCUCGACUUGCGGGUCAAGUUGGGGGCAGCUUGUCAAGUACGCCUCAGAUGGACCUCGCAAGGGACCCCGAUGACAGGGACGGAGAGCUCAGUCGGAAGCUAGCAGCCACCCUCAGCUCUCAGAAAGAUCUCCAGAGCCAGGUGGACCGGAUGUCCGCCGAGCUAGAAGCCGAGAAGCGCGCUCGGCAGCUAGCGGAUGACACCGCGAACGCAGCACAGAAGCGCAUGCGUGAUUUGGAAACGUUCAAGCAACAAAAUUCCCUUGAAACUGAAAGUUUGCGAGCCGAGCUUCACAUUCUGCAGCGCGAAUCUCGCGAACAAUCUAUUGCUGCCGCGGAAGCCCAGGCCCAGACAGAUACACUUCGUGUCGAGAAGGAGGAACUUGAUGCGAAGCUGAAGGAACUCACCGGGAACUCAGAAGAGAGCAGUAAUGCCCUUACCGGUCUUCGAAAAGCCCUUGCUGCGUCGACGGAGAUCAGAGAACUUCUCGAGCGCAAGGCAGAGGAGGAGAGAGCAAACCGAGAGGAGAUUGAGGCUAAACUGAUCAGGCUCAAGGCCGAGCAUGAGCAACGCACAGCUGAACUUGAGGCAGCCACUGCGCGAUUGCGUGACGCUGAACAGCUUGCUGAGCGCCAUGCCAACGAGGCCAAGGCUCAUAAGCAAGCGUUGAUUAGCGGCCUCGACCAAAUUACGGCCAGAAGUGUUAGCAAGUCAGGAAAGGGUGACUCGGAUCGCAUUGUUGCUCUGCAAGGCCAGCUCAACGCGGCAAAUGCCAUGGUUAGGAAAUACCAAGAACAGGCCGACACUGCCUCUGACAAACUACGAAGUGCCGAGGAGCGCAUUGCCGGCCUCGAGGCAUACCAGGAGCAAGCUAGCCGGGACGGCGUCCACAUCCGGAAGCAGCUCCAGGCUGCAAUGCGCGACACUCAGUCGCUUCAGGCUGAAAACUCGGACCUCAAGAGCCAGCUUUCUGCCCAGCAGCUUGAGACUAAUGCCAUCACGGUCCAGCACAACACGCUCAAGGAUAUACUCAGUGAGCGUGGUAUAAGCCCGAACGGUGCGCCCCGAUCACGUGCAAGCCCCCGUGGUGAAACACCCGAUACUGCGGCAGCCCGAGUUCGUGAGCUAGAGCAACAACUUCAGGCUGCCCAGCAGGCACAGGAAGAGCAUCGACAAGCAUUCAUGACACAAGCACAGGGCACCGAGUCAGCUUACCGCGAGAAGCUCAGCCAACUAGAAAAUGACUACCAGUCGGCGGUGCACUAUGUCAAGGGCACCGAGAAGAUGCUCAAGAAGCUGAAGGAGGAGUUGGCGCGCUACAAGAACGAGAAUUCCCGACUGAAGAGCCAAAUCGGCGACAUGGAGGACACUAAGGGUCCAUCCAUCACGAACACGCCGGCCGAAUGGGAGAGCGAGCGUGCCACACUGACCAAGAAGAUCGAGACGCUACAAUCGGAGAUGAUGACUGCUACGACCCAACUCGAGAAACAGAUGCAGGCUGUCCGUACCGAGCUCGAAGCAGCCAAGCGCGAGCGCGACAACGCUGUUAAGCACAGCGAGGAGGCAUCACAACGUGUCAAUACCAACAAGAAAGACUUGGAGCAGCUUCAACAGGAGAACUCUCUCCUGGAACAGCGGGCGCAGGAUGCCGAGAAAAAGGUCAACCUUCUCCUCGACCAGGUCGAGUCGUCAGUGGACAACUACCGCCGUCGCAGCAGACAGGUUGCGAGCAUGAAUUCGGACCAGCUCCGGGAAUCGUUGGCCAGCAUGGAGGCUGCUGAAGCCAAGUCGGCAGCAGCAGCAAAGACCAAUGGCAAGCUUGGCCACAGUACCGGUGCCAGCGAUUCUGUCUCGACGGAAGGUAGCACCGGUGGGGGUCUCAGCGGUUUGGGUGGACACCUCCGGAGCGAUAGCCUCGACACGACCAGUGAAUACAACAGCGGUGGUGAGCGAAACUCGGCUGCCCUUGACAACCUUGCCAACGAGCUCGAGACCCUCCGGACUCACUGGGAGGCGACGAACAAGAACUACCGCCUAUCAAACACAUUUGAUUUUGAGGGCUCGGGGAUGCCCACGCCUACGGCGGCAACCAGCGGUGCCGGAGGUGGUGGCCCGGGCGGCAAAAAAGCAGGCGACAAAGAUGACAAGGGGCUAAGCGAGUCCCUAGCAGACUGGAGGAAGAGGCUCGACAACGCAUAACACAGGAUUAAUAAUAGCCGACCGCGUGGCAGCGGUUGUGCACUGACUAUUUCCUAGUCAGAUAUGAGAAACUUUGAGACCAUGGUUCGGAUUUUUAUCACUUGUUUUGUCGUUUUAUUCGGAUGAAGGGAAAAUGGUUCGUUUCUUGUCCUGUUUCGUUUUGCUUUGCUUUGCUUUGGUGCUAUUUUUUAUUUUUAUUUUUAUUUACUCUCUCAUCCCUCGGUCCUCGACUUGAGCAUGUGUGAUUUUACGCUUUCUACUACCAUGUUUUCACACCUCCUUUCUCAUGCCCUCUUUUUUUCAUAUUUUCUGCUGUUCAUUUCAUUUCUUUUUUUUUUUGUUUCUUCGUCUGUUCUUGGUUUCACUUCAUACCCACGCUUGUUUUCUUAUGCCCGAGUCCGAUCGUUCAAUGUUGAUCCAGGGGGUCCACGGUACUUGUCUGCUCAUCACUUCCACCAAGGCUUACAUAACCGACGGCCGUCACAAUCAUAUUACUUAGUUAGCUGUGUCUCGGCUCGAGGAGUACAAGGCAAGAGGUUCCCUAGUGUCUUAUAUAUACACACCCUUUCUUUCAAAUACCCUCAAAAGAUUCUGGAAAUUUUCGCAAGUGUUUCGGAGUCGUUGACUAGUCUAGCAUUUGAUCGUUUCCAGAGCCUGUUGUUAUCGCAUCCCAUGAGUCAAGUUAUGGUUGCCUGUCUGCUUGCGGUUGUACGUACGUUGCUCUUGGAGUGAAAAAAAAGUGCGCUUAUCAUCAUGUUGGAGGGGAAUGCUCUCUGUAUCAAUCAGCAUUGGGAAUAAAAUAAAGACGAUCGAUUUUAUGUGCCUAAUCGAAACCAUGGCUGAAUAUUUACUACAAAAUCGAACAAGAAAUCAUGCCAA